Messenger RNA from Columba livia (rock pigeon), 3070 nucleotides. Its product is annotated as protein FAM163A. The transcript has 5 exons. The coding region runs from base 282 to 767 and encodes 161 amino acids. The record is from RefSeq and is a predicted model, not a curated record. Lineage: Eukaryota; Metazoa; Chordata; Aves; Columbiformes; Columbidae.
UGUUAUUAUUACUAUUAUUACUGUGAUCCUCUUCCUCCUCCCCUUCCUCCCGCUGCCCCGCCAGCCGCCGCGGUGCUGCCGGACCCGGCUCCGCUGCUGCCUGCACCGCUGCCCGCUCCUGCCCGGCCCGGGCGCACAGGGCUUCCAGACCCUCCCCAUGGCCAUGCAGCGCUGCUUGUCCUGGCCGCCCACCCUGGGGCCAGCGUGACCGCAACAUCCUUAUUGUCCUUUUCCAGGUCCAACGCCUCCGUCACUGAACAGUUUGAUGGAGAAUUGGUCGGAUGACAGCGGGAACUGUUGUUAUCACCGGGGGAAUCCUAGCGACAGUGAUCCUACUGUGCAUCAUUGCCGUGCUCUGCUACUGUAGGCUACAGUACUACUGCUGCAAGAAAGAUGACUCCGAUGAGGAAGAGGAGGAGGAGGAGGAGGAAGAGGAAGAGCCCGACCUUCCCACGCACUCGCACCUCGGCCCAUGCAAUGCCUGCAACUCCCGGGUGGUGGAUGGCCAGGGCAGCCCCCCCAGUGAGCUCAACCACCACGGGGCUCACACCUACUGCCCGACCUGCUCCCCUUACGCCUCCCCCUUUUACAUCCGAACUGCCGACAUGGUGCGCAAUGGCGGGGAGAGGGUCACCUACACCCCCGCGUGCUACAAGGAGAUGGGGCCGCCCCUCAACAUGGCCACCCUGCAAGGCUACCCGGUGAGCCGGCACGGCCUCCUCCGCGAGGGCUUCCCAAACCCGCGGGCUGUCAGCACGGAGGUGUAGCCACCAUGGCCACUCACACGGGGUGUCCCCCAGCCAGCACCUGCUCCAAGGAAGGGGCUUUUCACUUGUCUUUGGCGGGGAGGGGGACCUGCAGAGAGGCCCCCCUAAGCCCACCCUAAGACCAGCAUGGUCCUCCUGCCGGACCGCCCAGCAUGGGCGAGAAGACAAGAGAGAUCUCCAAGGGCAGUGACAUCAAACCGGCCACCUCUGAACCCAUCAUAAGUGUCAUUAUUAUUCUACUCUAUCUCCUGACGGGACUUGUCUAACGAGGGCUAUGUACAGUACAACCUAAUUUAAUUACUCCUGACUCCCCAAGCCCAGAGCGAGGUCUUAGGUGUCCCCAUGCAGCCACCCGAGGAGAUGCCUGUCCCACCACCUCCGGCGUGACCAGUUGCCACCGCUGAGCGGGGAACGGCAGCGCUCCUUGGCAAUGGGAAAGCCACGAAGGGAAGAUCGGGAUCGUCCUUCUCCCCUCGCACCGCGUUAGUUGCUGCUAGCAGUUAGCUUUUGUGUUCGAGUGUAAGAUAAGACACUGUCUCCCACCCGCUUCGGUCUUUGCACGCGCUGGAGAAGUUCGAGACGUGAAUUUAGAUCACGGGCGAGGGGAGGAAAAGUUGCUCGUGAAACUGCUCACCCAUGCAAAUGGGCACAGGCUGAUGGUUCUGCGGCCAGAGCCCCCACCUCUCCUACUCUUCACAAGCUUUCUAAGGAGCUAUUUUAACUUCAACCCAUUAAAAAAUGGCAGGAUUUUACUUAUGGGAAGAAUUGCAUCAGUAAAUAACUGCAGUUUUGGUCACCUUUGGUGUUGGAAGCUUGACGCAGCCCACCCUGACAGCUCCGCACAACCAGAGGAAGGCUGGCUUUGGGGUGGCUUUUGCUUUCAACGGCAGCACCAGAGGCCACCUGGUCACAUCUCCUCCUUCGCAGGGCCCACAACCUCCCAUGAGAGAGUGAUGCUUGGGUGGUCAACCUUCCCCUUUUUUUAGCUUUCAGAAGAAGAGGGUGCAAGGCCCAAACCUGGGUUCACCAGUUCUGUGGCUGGUGACGACAGCCAGUGACUCUGCCUUUCUGCAAAAUGAAUGUGGGAAAGUUCUUCCUUCCUCCAUAAAUCAAAUUAAGUGAAAAAUUACUACAAGGACAUCUUCGUCAUUCGCAGGCACUUCCAUAGCAACCGGUGCAGGACCACUGGGCUGAGCGCUUCCCAUCCGUGGCAGGGAGGAGGGACCUGGACGGUGACGAUGCCCACGGCCAUGUGUUGGAGGUGAUGGCAGGAAACGCUUGCCGUGCCUUUGCAGUAUAGGGUGCGACUGCUCAGAAAUGUGAGUGGUGGGUUUACUUGUUUUUAUUUUUACUGCCACAAUUUAGAAAUCAUGCUGCUGCCCGCAGAAGGAUUUGGACUUCACCUCCCCCGUUCAUGCACAGAAAAAGUAGGUCUUGGCAUAGAGGCGCAUGCUACAUGAGCCCAGAGUGUCUACAUUAUCAGGCAAAAGGCUAAUUUACACUUUGGACCUGCUCCUGCCUUGGCACCUCUGCUCAAACUGCGCAAAGAAAAGGAGCCGGACAAAUGCUAAACGUGGUGAUGGUCCUUGUAAGCAAACACCUUGCCCCAACCUGCAUUUUACACAGCCUUUUGAGCAAAUGUUAUGCACCAUCUCCCCCACCCAUAUUGCCAUUAUCGGAGACUCAGACUAGCUGCAGCUCUUUCGGAGAGUCUCCUUCCAUUCUCCAACUAGUGAUAGCAGGUUUUAAAUGUCCUCUCAUGUUAAAGGCAGGCAGGAGAGAAGACAAAUUAGCAGCAGCAAAGCUCUCUGGAUCCCACUGGCUGAAUGCUCCUACUGCUUCCCAUCUAGCCAGUACUCCUCCCUGAAAAUGUAAGUCUGUAACUUGAAAAAAAUCUUGGCUAACUCAGUAAAUCCCAUCCUUUCUGGUGAAAGGAAGGCAUCCACUUUGUCAUCUUCAUCCUAUAGCAAAUUAAGCGUGACCUGUUGCCAGCUAACGAGGUGCCAAGGCUGGCGAGGCAGUUCCUGAGUAGCUGAAUGGCUAAGAUGAGGGUUGGCCUCAGAGCCAACACAGUGCCUUGUCUGGCACAGCUACAGUGAAACGGGUGAGUCUGCAAGGCUGGAAACACAGGAGAUGCAGCUGUGGGUCAGAAGGUUUUGGGGAUGGUGGAGGAAGAGGAAGGGUAGUGGCAGGGAUCACAGGUUUGUUCUACUUCAGAUUCCUUCUGUUACUAUUCUCUGCCUUUGCUCAGCUAUGGGUUCAAAUUCAAUGUCAGAAAUAAAUGAGGACUUUGAAAUACAAAA